Humulus lupulus (European hop) is the source of this 4797-nucleotide messenger RNA. RefSeq names its product auxilin-like protein 1. The record is from RefSeq and is a predicted model, not a curated record. Gene Ontology annotation, biological process: clathrin-dependent endocytosis; clathrin coat disassembly. NCBI's taxonomy places the organism in Eukaryota, Viridiplantae, Streptophyta, Magnoliopsida, Rosales, Cannabaceae. Gene Ontology annotation, molecular function: clathrin binding. Gene Ontology annotation, cellular component: vesicle; cytoplasm; intracellular membrane-bounded organelle. Bases 173 to 4603 code for a protein of 1476 amino acids. The transcript is spliced from 8 exons.
AAUUUCUUUUUCAGGCCUUUCGUCGUCCUCCUCCUCCAGAGUUGUUCUGACUAUGCAGCGGAGUCUCUGCAGAGAGAAAAACAAAGAAAGCAAAAGCAGCGAAAAAAAAAAAAAAAAAAACUUGCGACGCUUCCGAAAGUCAAAGAACAAACCCUAAAAUCUUCUCGUUUUCAUGGCAAAUUUCUCACAUUCUCGGCAUCCAAACCGGGCCACGGCGGCUCUUUCCAAGAAAAUUUGCGGCAAUGCGGCUGGUGGCUUUGUGCCAGCAAAGACCCUUUACGACGAUGUUUACGGAGGUCCUCCCAAGUUUGGAGUCUCUACUCUAUCUCCUCGAAUGGAGGAUUACAGUGAGAUUUUUGGUAGCUUUCAGGCUUCCCGAGCUACGUCGAUUCCGGUGUUGGAUCUUCCGGCGGUCGAUGAAGCGGAGGUUUUUUUCGAUGUCCGGAGCUCUAGUUUCGACUAUGCCGAGGUUUUUGGAGGGUUUAAUGGUCUAGAUUUCGCUGUAUCAUAUGAGGAGUUGGUCGAUCAAUCUAAGGGCUUCGAUGGUGAUUCCUCCGACGAACCUUGGUCUCCUGCCGAGUUUGAAUCUCUGUCAGAAGAGUCGGAAAUUUCUGGCAAGGAUCGAUCCUUUUCAAAUGGAAGCCCUCAUCACUCGCUUGAUGGCAGCACAGAGUUCAAUAUAUCUUAUCAUAAAGCUAAUCAAAUGAGCAACGAGGACUUAUCAAAUGGGAUGACACAUGUAACUCAACUUCAUGCUGUUCCUGGAUUCACUGUCAUGGUUAAUUCACCAUUGCAACAAACAGAAGAUAAGAGAAGACCCUUGCAAGAGGCUGACGAUAGCAAUGUCAAUAUGGAUUUUAGUGUUGAUAAGCUGAAGGCGAAGCAUCUUAAAAAAACAUUGUCGCAACCCCCUAAUGGUAGUGCUGGCGGACAUGCAUUUGAAAAUGAUCUUAGACCUCAGAAAGGGAGUGAUAAUUAUGGCUUUUUCCAAAGAGAUUCGUUGGUAGGUAUUUCUGAAAUUAGCCUUCGAACUCAGCCAUCCGAAUUGCCUCCACCUUGUCGGCCACCUCCUCUGGUAGAUGGCGAGAAGGGAGAUUCCAGUAAACUGGUCUCACGUCGUAAUUGUUUUACUUCUGAAGGAUUCUCAGGAGAUGAUUCGCCACCUUUCUUUGAUGUAGAGGUAGAUGCCAGUUCAUCUGCUGCAGUCUCUGCUGCCGCCAUAAAAGAAGCAAUGGAGAAUGCUCAAGCAAAGAUUAAAAGUGCAAGAGAAUUAAGGGAGAAGAAAAAAGACGGGCUCCAAACCAGCUCUAAAUCAGGUGCAAAAAAGGAUGUGAAAGGGAAGGAAGGAAAGAGAGGUAAGAUAAUUGAUGGAUCCAUUAGAAUAAAUGACGAGAGUAUGAAGGGCACUUGUGAAGGAGAAGACACUGGAUCAACUCUGUUUGUGACGGAGGAGAAGCAGAAGGUGACUACUAUAGGCCCUGAAGUCCCAGAAUUUGUAGAAAGAGAAAAAACUUACACUGCUGCUGAGAAAUAUGCAAAAGACACGUCUGAGAAGGAAUCAUGGUCAACUAGAGGACCUUAUACUAUUGACGAAUCUAGUGAAUGGAAAAAGGCAACCGAAUUUUUUGAGUUGAUAACAACAGAUGAAUCUAAGAAUGCUCUUGAACAGGUAAAUAGCAAGAAUACUGUUGUGCAGAAUAAGAUUCACGAGCAUGGGUGGUUUGAGAAGGCAACUGUGGAUUCAUUUGAUAAGCACUCAGAAAAUGGUAGGAAACUAAAAGCAGCUGUGGAAGAUCACGAGCUGGAAAAUCUUGAGAAGAAACAAGGCACAAAAGAGUCUCGUGGAUCUGAGGAAAAUCAUGUGCAGUCAAUAUCAAUGGAGGAGGUAUGUGAGCAAAAGGAUGGUGAGAAUAAGAUAAAAGUAACCAAUGAAGUUUGUGAAUGGGGAGAAGACAAGAACAGCUUUACAAUAGCCAAACAGCUUCUGGGAACCAACAAAAGAAGUGGAGGUGAUAGAUCCACUAAAGUGAGAAAAACAUGGGACAAGUCCAAAGUUGAGCUGACUAUAAAGCAGAAAGAGGACGAUGAGACAUUGGAGGCUGAUAAAAUGAUUGAAAUUGAAGAAAAACACAAGCUUUUCCACGAAAUUGUAGACAAUGAAGAUGGGCAAAUGGAGGCUUUUGAACAGAAUAAAAGCUUCAAAGGGGCAUUUGACCAAGAUGAAAAUGAGAAAAAAGCGCAGAAGGAUCUUGAACAGGUGGAAAAUCAGAAGGAGUUAAACCAUAUUUUUGAGAAAGUAGAGAGUGAGAGGAGGCCUAAAGUAGCUGUCAAGCAGCAUGAGAACGGAAAGGGAUUGAAACAGUCCCUUGAACAGGAAAUAAACAAGAAGACACAGAGACAAGCUCUUAAGCUGGAAGAAGAGAAAAGACGUGAAAAGGCUCAGAAAAGAGAAGCAAACAAGAAUGUCCAUAAUUCUGUUAAUGGCAAUAAAGAGACUAGAAAAAACAAGAAGGCCUGUCAACAAGAAAAUAAUGAGAAAAGAUUCACAGAGGGUCGGGACAAAGAAGAUAGGGAAACAAAACUGUCAGAAGAAUCUGAGGUGUUAGAUACUCAGAACAUGCCAAGUGGGGUUAUUGAGCAGGAAAAGACUAAGCAGGUGCUUAAAGAUGCUGUUGAUGGAGAAGAUGAGAAGGAUCUAGACAAGGAAGAUGAAGGAAAGGAGCAGAUUGAAAAUAAUAAGGAAGUAAAAUUGGCCAAAGGAGCUCAGGUGCUUGUGGAGGAAGAAUAUCUACCGCAAUCUGAUGUGGAGCAUAAACUGGAUUGUAGUGAGAACACUCAAUCAAGCCAAUCGUCUUGCGACCUUGAUAAAAACAGUGAAAAAGUGAAAACAACUCAGGGCAGCUUUGCCCAUGAAGAAAGUAGUGAUACAAGGACUGAAGCCUGGGAUAAUGAAAUGCAACCAGGGGCAGUCGGAAGGAAAAAUAAAGUCACUGAUAAAACUAUCAAAGCACCUAGCAUGGCUGAGAAGUACUUCAGAAUGGAAGGUGCAGGAAAUGACUUUAAUUUGGAUAGCCCUGUGAAGAAAACAAGUGGGGAAAUAAAGAUUAAACCAAAAGUUAGUGAAACAGAAUUAGAAGCAUUUGAAAUAGAAAUUAUGCCAAGCGGCAGUGAAAAAUUGAAGGCAGUUGGCAAGUCACAAGGAAACUUAGAACAUGAGAAGAACCAAGGUAAAGUGGAAGAUGCCUUUGAGCUGCCUCAUCUAGACAAUCGAGUGAAGAAGGUAGGAGAAUCAGCCUCUGUUAUUGGACAACCUAAUGCUGAGAAAAUCAAGAGUUCCUCUCAGGUGGGAUCUGUUUCCAAAAAUCAAGAGAAAGAAUUUGCUCGUCAGUGGAAGGAGAGAGAAGAUUACUCCCAGGCCCAAGCUACCUUGAAUCAGGAAGAAAAGAAAAAAACAGUGCCAAAUCAUCUGGUGAAAGAAAACACCGAAGAUAAGAGAAAAACAGAAGCAGUCCAGCCACCUAGGCCUGAAGAGAAGCAGAGGAUUCGGAAUUCAGUACAGCAGGGUAAUGCAAGCCUGACUGCAGAGAGAAAGGAGAAGACAUCUAAUGAGGUAGAAACUGAAAGGAUGAAAAGAGAAAGAGAGCUAGAAAAUGAAAGACUAAGAAAAAUAGAGGAGGAGAGGGAGAGAGAAAGAGAAAGAGAAAAGGAUAGAAUGGCUGUUGACCUAGCAACACUUGAAGCUCGUGAAAGAGCAUUUGCAGAAUCUCGCGAGAGAGCAGAAAGGGUUGCUUUGGAGAGGUUAACAGCUGAAGCUCGUCAACGAGCAAUGUCAGAGGCUCGUGAAAGAUUGGAGAAAGCAUGUGCAGAGGCCAGGGAGAAGUCAUUAGCAGGGAAGGCAGCUAUGGAGGCUAGGAUCCGGGCUGAGCGUUCUGCAGUAGAGAGAGCAACUGCUGAGGCUCGAGAACGUGCUGCUGAAAAGGCAAUGGCUGAAAGGGCUGCUUGUGAGGCCAGAGAACGAGUACAGAGAUCUGUUUCUGAUAAAUUUUCAGCUUCCUCAAGAAAUCAUGUGUUGAGACAAAGCGCUUCAUCCUCUGAUCUCCAAGACAGCUCACAGGGGCACCUUAGAUAUCAAUAUUCCUCAGUAUAUGGUGAUAGAUUUGAAGGAGUUGAAGUUGAAUCAGCUCAAAGAUGUAAAGCUAGGUUGGAAAGGCAUCGUAGAACAGCUGAGCGCGCGGCAAAAGCUCUUGCAGAGAAGAAUAUGCGUGAUCUUCUUGCCCAGAGAGAGCAAGCAGAGAGAAAUAGAUUAGCAGAAACUUUGGAUGCUGAUGUCAGGAGGUGGUCAAGCGGGAAAGAAGGAAACUUGCGUGCCCUGCUUUCAACUUUGCAAUAUAUCCUCGGGCCUGAUAGUGGUUGGCACCCAAUUCCCUUAACAGAGGUUAUUACUUCUGCUGCUGUAAAGAAAGCUUACAGGAAAGCCACUCUUUGUGUUCAUCCUGACAAAUUACAACAACGUGGUGCAAGUAUUCAUCAAAAGUACAUUUGCGAAAAAGUUUUCGAUCUUUUAAAGGAAGCUUGGAACAAAUUUAACUCGGAAGAGCGGUAACUCAGGCCCUUACUUUACAAUGCUGUAACACUGCAACAGCAUGUAAUUCUAUAAAGCUGUAAGUAGAUAUAGUCUUAUGUGCAAUUUUUCCUUAUUUUACUAAUUUAAGUAGAUUAUGAAUGUAAGCUUAAAAGCUCAAAGAAAAUAGUUGCAGGAAAUCCAAGUAAAUGAAAUAUGGUUGGCCCCUUCUUUUC